AUUCGGUUUGAACCGAAAGCGGAGUGUGACCUUCCCGGGCGGCGGAGACCGGCAGGAGACCGAGCGAGCGGACCCAUGUCAGCACUCCCGUCCACGACCCUCGCCACGGAGAUGAACAGCAACUUAGCUGGAGAUGAAAUCGGGAAGCUGUUUGUGGGUGGAUUGGACUGGAGCACCACCCAGGAGACUUUACGAAACUACUUUUCUCAAUACGGAGAGGUUGUGGAUUGUGUGAUAAUGAAAGACAAAAGCACAAAUCAGUCCAGGGGCUUCGGCUUUGUGAAGUUUAAAGACCCCAACUGCGUAAGGACCGUCCUGGACACUAAACCUCAUAACCUGGAUGGUAGAAAUAUUGACCCAAAGCCAUGUACACCUAGAGGCAUGCAGCCCGAAAAGACUCGGGCAAGAGAUGGCUGGAAAGGAGGCAAAAGCGAGAGCAAUAAAUCUAAGAAAAUAUUUGUGGGAGGAAUUCCUCAUAAUUGCGGAGAAGCUGAACUCAGGGAUUAUUUCAACAGAUUUGGAGUGGUCACAGAGGUGGUCAUGAUCUAUGACGCUGAGAAACAAAGGCCUCGAGGUUUUGGAUUUAUUACUUUCGAGGCCGAGCAAUCAGUGGACCAGGCUGUCAACAUGCAUUUUCACGACAUCAUGGGCAAAAAAGUUGAAGUCAAGAAGGCGGAGCCUCGGGACAGCAAAGCUCCCGCCCCUGGUCAGCUGGGCGCCAAUCAGUGGGGGCCCCGAGCCAUCUUGAGCACAGCCAAUGGCUGGGCAGCCCAACCUGCUCCGAGCUGGCAGCAGAGCUAUGGGCCUCAGGGUGUUUGGGUGUCUACAGGUCAGCCACUUGCUGGGUAUGGACCAACUUUACCUGCCGGGCGAGUGGCAUCUGCACAGCCUCCCUCUCCCUUUAAUACAUUUAUAGUCGCAGCAACACCUACGGGGGGAUUCGGGGCACCUCAGGGAUACCCCCAACAGGGCUUUAGCACACAACCUCAAUUUGGAUAUAGUUUUGGCACCCCGCAAGGUGACCAGUUCAUAGCACAAGGAAUGCCACCCCCUCCCGCCACACCAGGGGCAGGACCCCUGACUUAUGCUCCGGCAACGACUCCCUCUCAGGACCUGAGCAAAGCCGCCCCAGCACAGCCGGAAUUCUCCUACAGCCAAUAUGGCUUGGGUAACUAUCCUCAGGACCCCUCUGCCUACGGACCAACGCGUCCUUCUCACACUUAUGUACAGGAAGAGCAGGGAUAUAGCGCAGGUAGAUUCAGAUACUUUGGCCACAUACACACUGCAAAGUUUUGGAAGUGGGAACCACAUUCAAUUUGUUAUGGGCAGGACCUGAGUGCUUUUGGUCAUAGCUUUGCAGAUCCCAGCCAGCAAACUGCCUCAUACGCCGCAGCCCCCACCGCACCCUCGUCGGGAGCCCAACCGGCAGCUGGCAGCUUUGGACGAGGACAGAACCACAAUGUACAGGGCUUCCACCCCUAUCGACGCUAAGCUGCUCUAAACCCCCCCCCCCCCAAUGCAAUACACAUCGUCAGGGAUUCAGACGUUUCCAUCACAAAUUGGACUGGAUUUUGGGAUUGUCUUUUUGAACAUUGCAAUUAAAAAAAGUUUUAUUGUGUGUGUGACUGUGGCUCUACUCCGAUAACAGGAGAACACAGUACUCUUCUAUAUUUUGUAGUAGGACUGAAAUAAUGAUGUAUUUAGCAAUAGAUUUUUAUUGUCUGGUCAAACAUCAGCACAGAACAGAGGCACCAGACAUCACUGACAGGGUCUCCCAAUUAUUCAGCUUUAAUUCUAUUAGUGGGAAAAUGUUUUUAUUUUCAAUUUGUGACUUUUAUUUACUCUAUGAGCCUUUUAUCAUUUUAUUUAUGUUUGGAAAUAGUUGACAAAUGUGUAUUAUACACCUAAACUGUGCAAUUUUUUAAAGAAUUUUGUACUAAUA
This is a messenger RNA of Triplophysa dalaica, 1942 nucleotides long. It is a transcript of the gene dazap1, whose product is annotated as DAZ associated protein 1. Gene Ontology annotation, cellular component: cytoplasm. The coding region runs from base 76 to 1491 and encodes 471 amino acids. The transcript is spliced from 14 exons. Gene Ontology annotation, molecular function: RNA binding. NCBI's taxonomy places the organism in Eukaryota, Metazoa, Chordata, Actinopteri, Cypriniformes, Nemacheilidae. The record is from RefSeq and is a predicted model, not a curated record.